This is a messenger RNA of Schizophyllum commune H4-8, 871 nucleotides long. RefSeq lists its product as uncharacterized. Lineage: Eukaryota; Fungi; Basidiomycota; Agaricomycetes; Agaricales; Schizophyllaceae. The transcript has 4 exons. The coding region runs from base 226 to 729 and encodes 167 amino acids. The record is from RefSeq and is a predicted model, not a curated record.
GCGCAGGAUGAUAUCGACUUGUUCUUCUCGCGCGACGAUCGCGCCCCGUCCAGCGCAAUAUACGCCAUUUUCUCAUAUGUCGACCCGACGACGCGGCUGGUAUACUUCGUCCCUCAAUAAUCAACAGACUCCAUGUCCGACUCUUUCGCCAGGGGGACCACUCAGGACGCCGGCUGCUCGCGUCCCUGCGUCUCUUGAGUAUCUUGGCCCGGCUGACACUCAGUGAUGGGCGCAUCUGACCCUCCGGUGGCGAGUGCGCCUGAUCCUCCAGUCGUCAGCUCGCCUGACCCUAUGGUGAGGAAUAAGGGCGUGUUACACUUCACUGUGUACGACUCCUUGGCAAAUAUAACUAGGGCCCUACUCGUCGGUGCGAGGAGGGCUUGGGUGUUACAGAAGCGUGUUACGAGCUCGAACGCGGGGCGGCUUGAGCCUGCAAAGUGCGACCAUCCGAAUGCGGGGGAGGGGGCGAGGUGGAUCGUGGGGUCGAACGUGCGGGCCUUGGCAGCCGUUCGCGCGCGGGCCUCGAGGUCGGAGGAUGGAUUAACGGAGAGCUCAAGGCAGGUCAGGCGCGUCGGGAGGACGGAUCAGGAGCGUCGAGACGAUAGAUCGAGCGUCGAGGAAUUGAAUCGACUGUUGAGAGGAUGGUUCGAGCGCGAGAGGAUCAUGAUCACGCGCUCGGCCCCGCUGUGGAGCCAAGUCUCCGUAGAGAACAAUGGCCAAGGGCGCUAGUCAAGGAGAGCCACACGCCAGCGCGAUGACAGCCAUGUCCGCCAGUCUACCAACGGACUCCGCACGCCAGCCUAGUCGCAGCGGACGACGCACGUCCGGUGGAGUCUUUCGUUUAUGAUCGACCACGGGUCCUGCGUAGUCC